This is a messenger RNA of Varroa destructor (honeybee mite), 1886 nucleotides long. RefSeq names its product DENN domain-containing protein 11-like. Gene Ontology annotation, cellular component: cytoplasm. Lineage: Eukaryota; Metazoa; Arthropoda; Arachnida; Mesostigmata; Varroidae. The record is from RefSeq and is a predicted model, not a curated record.
UCCGGAGACACGAACCUCAGUUAUCCAUUUAACCCACACACCAAAGUGUUGUCACCAAAGUGGAAAAUAUCAUCAUAGUGAUUUUAUUUUCAUGAUUUAAUAAUCGUAUCUGAAAUUCUUUAUAACUAAUCUAUAGUGAUUUGCCAUGGACAUGGAAGAAGUAACCUCUAUUUCAAAUGAGACAACAGUUUCAUCAUAGAUCAUCUCAAGAGACGGGUACUGAGACUGGCAUUGUUUGGAAAAUAGGGCAGCUCCACAAGGCAAAGAGCCUGAGGGCUCCAAAAACUUCUGCCUCAGUCAGUAUGUUCCGUACAUCGACCCACGGUAAAGACAAGUCGCCGCUACUUCUCGAUGACUCAGUUGUCGAAUCUGUUGCAGAACAGCGAUACGAUAAUACUUCAACCAAUGACCUUCCCGCAGGUGCUGCACAAAGUUCGCUGUGUGGAUUUGAUUCGCUGGAUCCGACCAUAAUUUGUACUGCAGCCCAGCUAAGUCAGCUUUCUGGUGGAAAGGCUUUUGCAACCGAACCGGAAGCAAGUGAUGAGCUUCUAAGCGACGUCGUCGGAGUGUUCGUCGUUGCUUUUGAUAUACGUCAUGGCAACACUGUGGAGUGGUUUACACCUGAAGAACUAGAUGUCAACGGGAUCGAAUUUAAGGCAAUGGCCAGUGGUGCUCACCGAACUACAGACGAUUUCAUAUAUUUCAAACGCGGCUCAUAUUUCGGGCUGGCCUGUUUUGAGAAACUUGACAUUGCUAGUACUGUUGAACGUGGAGCCAGGAUGAAAUCAGUAGGUGUACUUACAAGAAGCUACUCGUUGUUACAUGUCUACAGAAGUUUCCUUCAAACUCAAGUACGCCAUCUUCUCGAGGAACCUGGUAGCUACAGUGACCUCCUUCACUUCUUUCAACACAAAAGGAAUGUCAUUGGUCAGCGUAAAACGGAUCACAACUCUGCUACAAUGUACAGUAAUAAAGGAGGCUAUCUAAUGGCUGAGGUAGAUCUCGCCACUUUUGAUGACGGCAGUGAAAAGGUGGAUCGUGGAAGUUAUAUGCCCGCAGUCAUGGAAAUUACUCACCCGGCUGGUUGCUUCUCGCAAUUCCUCAAUUACUUUGGAGAGAAGGUGUUCGCUCUAUGGCGAUUCGCUCUCCUACGAAAAAGAAUCCUUUUUUUCUCGCAGCCUCCUAUUGGCGUUGUGUGUUUUCGAGUCUACUGCACAUCUACGCUGGUGGCGCACGUUCACCCGAACGUUGAACGAUGCUCCAAACUUUGUCCUCCACAGUUUUAUGUUAAUAUUGCGGAUAUAGAGGGGAUUGCGAAUCUUUCAUCCUAUGUGGCGUGUACGACGGAAAAAAUAUUCGAGUCAAAAUUGUCGCUAUUUGACCUGUACAUCGACCAGCAAAAUGUUCGCGCCUCAAAACUUCGACAUCACAGCCUUCUCGAAACGAACGUUGCUGAUCGUUUGAGAUUUUCGCAUCUCAGUCAGCUUAGAUCAAAAGCACAACCACCGGGAAAAGAAAGCGAGGCUGAUGAAAGUUGGUUCACAACAUUUUUUGCUGCUCAAAAUACACAGCUUUUCAAGGAAUUGUACGCUGCCGAAGCCUCUCCCUCAAGAGUGUUUACAGCAGGGCACAUGCGAAGAGCAAACUUGGAUCCCAUAGCCGAUCGUCACUUCGUGGCUGAGCUGGCUGACGUGUACGGUAUUGAUAUUGUACUUGUCAAUGACGGGGUCUGCUGUGCAAGCCUACCAGCUUCGUGAACCAUUAGUUAAAUGAACAUAUUUCAGUGAAAAGUAAAAAGGAUGCCAUUCAACAAUUUGCUUUUUGCUGCUUGAGGAGAGCAAGGCUACGUGCUGCCCGAGAGAAAGUGAUAAAAAUUGUUCCGUGUG